CGAACCACCGCAGAGGAAAGCCACAAGAGAGGAGGACAGACAGUUGAGAAAAAAAAAGACAAGCAAAUAGAGAAAGAAGGCUGAGAGUGGGAGACAUAGAUAAAGAGAGAGAGAGUGAGAGAGGGAGAUACACAUGCUGAGAAAAUGCCCACUAACUUCACUGUGGUCCCUGUAAAUGACAGCAAGAAGGCAUCCGAGGAAGACACAGAUGACAACAACGAUGUCCUGAAGGAGGAAGAUGAGGAAACUCCAGGAGAUGGAAACCCAAAGGAAAACAGCCCGUUCAUCAAUAACACAGACAAUGACAAAGGCAACCUGUAUGAUGGCAAGAAUAUGGCUCUCUUCGAGGAGGAGAUGGACAGCAAUCCAAUGGUGUCCUCACUGCUCAGUAACCUGGCCAACUACACCAACCUCACCCAGGGCGUUAGGGAGCACGAGGAAGCUGACGAAGAUGAGGGGGCGAAGAAAAAAACUGUUAAGAGUCCACAGAUGGGAACCUUCAUUGGUGUCUACCUGCCCUGCCUGCAGAACAUCCUGGGCGUCAUCCUCUUCCUGAGAAUGACGUGGAUUGUCGGUACCGCUGGCAUCCUGGAGGCCUUUAUCAUCGUGGCUAUGUGCUGCUCUUGUACAUUGUUGACAGCCAUUUCAAUGAGUGCCAUAGCAACAAAUGGUGUUGUUCCAGCUGGAGGUUCCUACUACAUGAUCUCCAGAUCACUGGGCCCUGAGUUUGGUGGAGCCGUGGGACUGUGUUUCUAUCUGGGCACCACAUUUGCUGGUGCAAUGUAUAUACUUGGUACCAUUGAGAUUCUGCUGACAUACAUAGUGCCCAGUGCAGCUAUCUUUAAGGCAGAGGAGAAGGAGUUUGAGGCAGAGGCCAUGCUCAACAACAUGAGGGUGUAUGGAACAUGCUGCCUUACCUUAAUGGCUUUGGUCGUGUUUGUUGGGGUCAAGUACGUCAACAAACUGGCCCUGGUCUUUCUGGCCUGUGUCGUCCUCUCCAUUCUCGCCAUCUAUGCCGGAGUCAUCAAGACCAUCUUCGAACCCCCAGACUUUCCGGUGUGCUUGUUGGGCAAUCGCAGUCUCCAGAACCACGGCUUUGACAAGUGCUUGAAAAACGAGACAGUGGACAACGUGACUGUCACCACUAAGCUGUGGUCCCUGUUUUGUGACAGCGCUGCCCUCAACGCCACCUGUAACGAGUACUUUGAACUGAAUGAUGUCAGAGAGAUCCAGGGCAUUCCAGGCCUCACUAGUGGAGUCAUAUCAGAGAACAUGUGGUCGAGUUACGGACCGGCGGGUAUGCUGGUAGAGAAGGCCAUGCCAUCUGUACCAGCCUCUGACACUUCUCAGGACUUGUACCUGCCAUACGUCGUCAACGACAUCGCUACCUUCUUCACUCUGCUGGUGGGAAUUUACUUCCCCUCUGUCACAGGUAUCAUGGCUGGGUCAAACCGAUCUGGGGACCUGCGUGAUGCCCAGAGGUCUAUUCCUAUUGGAACUAUCCUCGCCAUAGUAACCACUACCAUCAUCUAUCUUUCCUGUGUGGUUUUGUUUGGGGCCUGCAUCGAGGGCAUCGUCCUCCGAGACAAGUUUGGUGAUUCUGUGAAAGGGAACUUGGUGAUUGGUACACUCUCUUGGCCCUCCCCGUGGGUCAUUGUGAUUGGCUCUUUCUUCUCCUGUUGUGGGGCGGGACUUCAGAGUCUCACUGGUGCCCCGAGACUGCUACAGGCCAUCGCCAGAGAUGGCAUAGUGCCAUUCUUACAGGUGUUUGGUCAUGGCAAGGCGAAUGGAGAACCAACCUGGGCCCUGUUACUUACUGCCUGCAUCUGUGAGACUGGCAUUCUCAUCGCCUCUCUCGACUCUGUGGCUCCUAUUCUCUCCAUGUUCUUUCUGAUGUGUUACCUGUUUGUGAACCUGGCCUGUGCUCUCCAGACCCUUCUGCGCACCCCUAACUGGAGACCACGUUUCAAAUACUACCACUGGACGCUGUCUUUCCUGGGCAUGAGUCUGUGUCUGUCCCUCAUGUUCAUCUCCUCCUGGUACUACGCUCUGGUGGCCAUGCUCAUCGCUGGCUGCAUCUACAAAUACAUUGAGUACAGAGGGGCAGAGAAGGAAUGGGGAGACGGCAUCCGUGGCCUGUCUCUCAACGCUGCUCGUUUUGCUCUUCUCCGUCUGGAGGAGGCUCCGCCUCACACCAAAAACUGGAGACCUCAGCUGCUGGUACUGCUCAACCUAGACACAGAUCUGAGUGUGAAACAUCCACGCCUCCUAUCUUUCACCACGCAGCUGAAAGCAGGCAAAGGUUUGACCAUCGUAGGCUCUGUGCUGGAGGGCACCUAUCUGUCCAAGGAGAGUGAGGCUAAAACUGCAGAGCAGAACGUCAAGUCAGCCAUGGCUACAGAGAAAACCAAAGGUUUCUGUCACGUUGUGGUGUCGUCCAACCUGCGUGAUGGCCUUUCCCACCUCAUCCAGUCAGCAGGACUGGGAGGCAUGAAACACAAUGCUGUCCUAAUGGCCUGGCCAGGCUCCUGGAAACAAUCAAAUGACCCACAAUACUGGCAGAAUUUCAUUGAGACAGUCAGGGAGACCACAGCAGCCCAUCAGGCCUUGCUGGUGGCUAAGAACGUGGACAGUUUCCCCCAUCAGGAGAGACUGGCAGAGGGGACCAUAGAUGUGUGGUGGAUCGUACAUGAUGGAGGUCUACUCAUGCUGCUGCCUUUCCUUCUCCGCCAGCACAAGGUGUGGAGAAAGUGUAAGAUGCGUAUCUUCACUGUGGCUCAGAUGGAUGAUAACAGUAUCCAGAUGAAGAAAGACCUGCAGAUGUUCCUUUACCACCUGCGCCUGGAUGCUGAGGUGGAGGUCGUGGAAAUGCACGACAGUGAUAUUUCAGCCUUCACUUAUGAGAAAACCUUGGUGAUGGAGCAGCGGUCGCAGAUGCUGAAACAGAUGCAGCUGUCGAGGACAGAGCGAGAGAGAGAGAUUCAGAGCAUCACAGACGAGUCUCGUAGCUCCAUUCGGAGGAAGAAUCAGAGCAGAGAUCAGGGCUCAGGCUCCGGUAACCAGGGCGCCCAGCUGGAUGACUCCAAGGACGACGAGGCCCAGCUCAUUCAUGAUAGGAACACUGCCUCCCAUGCUGCAAUGAACGAGAAGGGGGAUGCCACGCCUGACCGGGUCCAUAUGACCUGGACAAAAGAGAAGCUUUUCACCGAACGCAACCGUAACCGUGAACCUAACGCCAGCGUUGGCGUUCGUGACCUAUUCAACAUGAAACCAGAGUGGGAGAGUCUGAACCAGUCGAACGUUCGCCGUAUGCACACUGCAGUCAAGCUGAAUGAGGUCGUUGUCAACAAGUCCCAGGGAGCACAUCUGGUCCUUCUUAAUAUGCCUGGACCACCAAAGAACAGGAACGGAGACGAAAACUAUAUGGAAUUCCUUGAGGUUCUGAUGGAGGGUCUCAACAGAGUCCUGCUGGUGCGUGGUGGCGGCCGUGAAGUUAUUACCAUCUAUUCCUAAACUAACCCCCUGCCAUAUGCAGCACCCCCCUGACCAGGAAUCCUUUGUCACGGCAACACCGUCGGGCAUUGUGGGAGAAACCAGCGGUGGGAUUUUGUCAGUGGCAUUUUACGGCUAGCUGCAAUUUUUUUUUCUUUGUUUUUGGGAGAGAGAGAGAGUGAAAGACAGUGGGUUUUGGCCUCUUCUAAAGAGGUACCUGGGAACAUGUCUGACAACGAAGAGAAAAGAGACAGGAUGUGAGGUCAUCACAGUCUUGAAUGACAUAGGAGGAGUGUUACAGCCCUUUAAUUUAUACACACUGACUUGACUUCUCCUUUUGUCUUUUUGAAUAUCCUGGAUUAUCUCCGAAAUCCGCGUUCAGUUUUUUUUUUUUCGUUGUUUUUAUUUUAUUUUAUUUUGUUUUGUUUUUGUUGGGUUUUUUUUUUGCUUUUUUCAUUGUCUGUCAGUGAUAUAUGUGUGUGUAAUAUCAGUGAGAUUGUCUGUGUUACUAUGUGUACAAACCUAAUCUCUUGUUGAUUGUUCUUUCGCUUUAUUAAGUUUUAUGAAGGAAUUGAAGACUGGACUUCUGACGCACAAUCUGUCAGCUACAGUACAACCGAUGAAAAAAAAAUACAAUACAAAUUAUAGUUUGUUUAACACUCAACUCUUUUUUCUUCACAUUCUAUCCUCAGAUAAUACUGUCUCUGUUCCAUUUAUAUUUGUACAGACUGUCGUGACAUGACCUGCUUUUGUGUAAUUGUGUCUCGUAAGCAAAACCAAGAGCGUUGUCUUGUUAACAUGUUUUCUGAUAUGCUUACAAACUGUCUUAGCAUCUGUUUUAAAUGGCUAGAUUCCAUCUCAAUCAAAUGGCGCAACUUGCCAUGGUUAAUUCUGAUACUCAAUGAAUAGGUGCCAGGAAAUCGCACAUAAACAGUUGAGAAAGGCCUCUAAUGGUCACAGAAGCUUUUAACAUUGUAGAUUUGUGAGUUAGAAAUCAAUCUACCACAGUACAUCAUAUCAGAUUACAGAAGAACCACGGUUGGAUUAUUGAGUUAUUAGUGUAGUGAUUUUUUUUCCUUCCUUGUGAACUCUGAUUGUGUUGGCCUAAGUAGAGGUUCAACUCUGAAAUGCUUUAAAAGUGUUUGUGGGGGGGAAAGGGAUGAAAGUUAAGGGGAUAUGGUAUAUAGGGCAUAUUUGAUUGGAAAUGUGCAAUAGUCGUGUUCUUUCUGUGUAUGACAAACAUAUCACUAUGCACACGGUGAGAGUUUGACUAAAGGUCAUGUUUGACAGACUGUUUUAACCAUUGAAAGACCAGCACUGAUUUUGGGAAAAUAGCCAUAUGUUUGUUUAAUUUUGUUUUGUUUUUUUGUUUUUUUGACAAUCUUCAAUCUACAUUUGAUGAGUCAAUUUGUCAUUCAGUUACUACAAAAGCUUCAGGUGAUUUUUGACAAAUGUAUGAAUCGCUAGAUUCUCUUCUGAUAUGCUCAGUUUCAGCAACACUCGUUGUUAACCUGAUUGACCAAAGCUGAUCAUUUCCCCACAACAAUAUCAAAAGUGUCAGAUCACUCAAUAUCACUCCCUGACCUGGGAACAGUUUUAUUUAUGUACGUUUAUCCCAGGAUUGUACCAAAUACCUAUGGGGGAAUAAGAGUGAUUGGGAUGAAUGGGGUCCACCGAUGAAUCUUUGUGUAGGCUUUGAAAACCACCAGAGGGAAGAAUAAUUUGGUUUACCUUUCUGAAACCAACCGAGUUUUUUGGUGUUAAAAUAAUCUCCAAAGGUUCAGCACACUGGCCCUCAGAGAUUAUUGAGUCUUUAGUCGCAGCAACCAAAAUGUCUUUCCUUAUACUUACCUUCAGCGACACUUUCGUUCAGACAUUAAAAGGUGUCAGACAUAUGAGGAGCAGCUCUGCUAAAAGUGAAACACGAAGAGACCAUUAAAGUGUGUGUCUCAACCAUCGUAAAGCACAAAAAAAAGAGAAAACAACAGUACAGCUGCUUGAAAUUAUGAAGACACAGUCACAGUAGUGCAAGCACACCAUGUGAGUUUACUGAGUAUUUCUCUGUUCAACACUUCUAACUAAAAGUUCAUGCACAAGGGGGGGAAUUUUAAAAUGCUUGUUUUCAGUUACUGGAACAACAAAUCUAUUUUGAGAUUAGAUGUCACUGUUUCUGGUUGUGUUCUUUAUAAUGACAUUUUCAAUGUUACAUAAAGUAUUUGUAGGUUUUUAAAUCCUUAAUUUAGCUGAUUAUUUUUUGGAUUUGUAUAUUAGGACGACGUGUGCCAAAAAAUAAAAGGAAACUGUGUAACUUUAUUAUAUAUUUGUGUGGCAAUUCAGAACAGACAUGGCAACAUUAUGACAAACAAACAAACAAAAUGUUUGUGGAAAUCUGUUUCAGAUCACUCAUGCAGAAUAACCGGAAGGACCAAAUUCACUGCCUGAAUUGGUUUUAAGUUUUUGUAGUUUAAUACUGAGACUUAAUUAAAAAAACACCAUAUACUGUGUGUGUGUGUAUAUAUAUAUGUAUAUAUCCACAUCAGCAUUGAAUAGAGAGAUUAGUGAAGUCUCGUUUUCAUCUCCCUGAAACAGUUGUCUGCAUUUGACUGAUCACUGCCCAAUUAGAUACAGAGGCAUAGAGACAUACUGUAUGGGAACUGACAGAAAGGGAUACGUUAUCUCAUGCACUGUGUCUCAUUCUUUGGGGCUUUAUGUUAGCACUGCAGUAUUUUAUACUGUGGGGGGGGUAACAGUGAUUAACAGUGAUUAAUGAAGUUGAUAUCAUAGAAUUUGGCAUCAAUAUCCAUAUCUGGUACAUUUUCUUCUUGUUCUAUUCUCUGCACUUCACAGCUGUGUUACUCUAAAGUGUUCAUUUAAAAAUUAGAUUUUCUUUUUCCUUUGUAAUUUUUGAGUGAGUAUAUAUUGGCAAGCAUUGUAUGAAAGAAGAGGCUAUUUAAUUUCAUUUUUCUUUUUUUUGCCUUUAAACCAAGGACAAUAAAAUUAAGACUCAA
Messenger RNA from Chanos chanos (milkfish), 6500 nucleotides. RefSeq names its product solute carrier family 12 member 7b (gene slc12a7b). Gene Ontology annotation, cellular component: plasma membrane. Lineage: Eukaryota; Metazoa; Chordata; Actinopteri; Gonorynchiformes; Chanidae. The transcript has 26 exons. Gene Ontology annotation, biological process: chemical synaptic transmission; potassium ion import across plasma membrane; chloride ion homeostasis. Gene Ontology annotation, molecular function: potassium:chloride symporter activity. Bases 145 to 3513 code for a protein of 1122 amino acids. The record is from RefSeq and is a predicted model, not a curated record.